Messenger RNA from Adineta steineri, 324 nucleotides. The record is from the annotation of a GenBank genome assembly. NCBI's taxonomy places the organism in Eukaryota, Metazoa, Rotifera, Eurotatoria, Adinetida, Adinetidae.
AUGGGAACAGUCACAUCUAUUGAUGAACAAAAUCAACCAACUAAUGAAUCGAAAAUUAAACAUCAACGUUGUAGAAGAACAUUCACGUAUUAUCAAAUAGUUGAAUCAGAAAAAGCAUUUUCUUAUUGCAAGUAUCCCACAAAGCGUGAACGUUGUGAACUUGCUCGUAGAUCUGGUUUAAAUGAACGACAAGUUAGAUUUCGUUUAUUUAGAUUUGGUUUCUCAAUCGAUAUUCGACAGAAAUGGUUAAAAGAUAACAUAAUAGGAUAUUUUAAUGCAAAUCCAAUAAAUCCCAAUCGUUAUUAUCCGCAAGAUGCUGCAUGA